Molecule: messenger RNA, 2705 nt
Organism: Rhododendron vialii
Lineage: Eukaryota; Viridiplantae; Streptophyta; Magnoliopsida; Ericales; Ericaceae
Product: zinc finger BED domain-containing protein RICESLEEPER 2-like
Exons: 5
Coding region: 1-2679 (892 amino acids)
Molecular function (GO): DNA binding; protein dimerization activity
Source: RefSeq, a predicted model, not a curated record
AUGAGGGUAGUGUUGUCGUUUGACUCCAAUGGCUGCGCAGCCCUCGCUCCCUCAGUUCACUCCUCAGCCCUCUGCCCCUCUCAGCCUCUCCACUCUCCAGUCCAGACUCGGUCCAGUCUCCUCUUCCUCACCCCGUGCUACUGCUCCCGUAGAUCUGCUGCUUCUCUCCUGCUUCUCUCCUCAGCCCUCACCAGUACCACCACCACCAACGUCCAUGCCCACCGCCACCGGCCACCACCAUCAACGCCGAGCCCCACCUUUUCCGACGCAACUAUUCCCCCCGUUCUCUCUCAAUCGAUCCCCGAAGAAGCCAAGAGCCGUAAAUCAGUAAUCGAGCCCCUCUACAGUGGUACGUCACUAAUUUUUAGACUGGUAAAGGCUUUACAGCAAAAGAAAACAGCUUAUGAUUCUAUUUCGACCGGUGUGAUGGAUCCAGAUAAUUUUGAUUUCACGCUUGAUCGGGAACUUGAGGAUGAUGUUGUAGAUGUUGAAGAAGUUGAACUUGGAGGUAAUUCUAAUCCUCUUGUGUCUACGAAUGCCAAUGUUAUUGAUAUUCAAGAUGAUACAGUAGCUGAAGUUGGUCAAAAUAGAUUGAAAAGAAAGGUUCCACCACAAGUGCGUAAACUUAAAAAAGAGCCUGGAAAAAGAUAUAGAUCUCCUGCCUGGGAUCACUUCAACGAUAUUAAAGAGGGUGGGGAAACCAAAUGGGCUGAGUGUAAGUAUUGCCAGAAACGAUAUGCAGCUGAAAGUAAAAAACAUGGCGUUAGUAAUUUAAAAGCUCACAUCCCUGUUUGCCCAUUAUAUCCUAAUAGAGACCAACAUGGACAACAAAACCUUUCAUUUCGACCCACAGACGGGGGCGGUGUCAACGUUGUGACUCAUGUCUUUUCUUUUGACGAUUGUAAGAGAGCUCUUGCCGAAAUGGUCAUCAUUGAUGAACUACCCUUUAGGUUUGUUGAGGGGAUUGGGUUCAGAAAGUUUUGUAAGGUCAUGCAACCGAAGUUUUCACCGGUUUCUCGCCAAACGAUAACUAGAGAGGUUGGUGCAAUUCAUAAAAAUGAGAGGGCAAAACUGAAAAAAUUCUUGAAGGGUCGUAGGAUUUGCCUCACGACUGAUACAUGGACAUCAAUUCAAAAUCUUAACUACAUGUGUCUCACUGCACACUUCAUUGAUGAUGAUUGGAAGUUGCAAAAGAGAAUCUUAAACUUUUGUCAAAUUGAAGAUCAUAAGGGAGUUACCAUAGGCAAGAAAAUUGAGUCAUUGUUGCUUGAGUGGAAUAUUGAUGGUAUUUUUACUUUGACGGUCGAUAAUGCAAGUUCGAACGCCACCGCUAUUGAGUACUUGAAAAGGAAAACAAUGGAUUGGAAAAGGACUAUCUUGGAGCAUGAGUACAUACAUAUGCGAUGUUGUGCACACAUUUUGAAUCUUAUUGUUGUUGAGGGGUUGAAAGAUACGAGUGAGUCUAUUCUCCGUGUUCGUGAUGUUGUGAGAUAUGUGAGAUCUUCUCCACAAAGAAUGGAGACUUUCAACAAGUGUGUGGAGAAGGAGAAAAUUAAAUCGAAACAAACUGUGUGUCUUGAUGUGUGUACUCGGUGGAAUUCUACUUACUUGAUGUUAGAAGUAGCCAUCAAGUUUGAGAAGGCAUUCCAAAGAAUGGGGGAGGAAGAUAGUAGUUUCAUAAAAUUUUUUGGCAUAAAAGAAGGCGAGGACGAUUUGUCAUUAGAGUUGGAGGGUGGCCAAAGUGGGAGCCAUAGGAUUAGUGUCCCAACUCCAAGACAACCAACUGUCCCAAACAAGCUUGAUUGGAAGAAGUGUGGGUUGUUUGUUACAUUUUUGAAACUUUUCUAUGAUGCAACCAAGAAAUUUUCGGCUUCCCUUUUUGUCACAUCCAAUGUGUUCUUUCAUGAGUUGUAUGAGGUUCAAACCCGUAUAGAUGAAUUAAUUGCCAACCGAGAUCCUUUUAUGUCUUCAAUGGCAAUUGAAAUGAAACGAAAAUUUGAGAGAUAUUGGGGGGAUGGAGAGAAAUUCAAUCCCCUACUUUAUGUGGCAGUGGCAAUGGAUCCCCGAUUUAAGUUACGGUUGGUGAAGUUUUGCUAUACAAAAUCUAAAGGAAAGGCAGAGGGUGAGAAAAUGGAGAAACAAGUGAAGGAUGUUUUGAACCGGUUGUAUGAUUCUUAUGCGAAAGAGGGUGAAGGUAGACAAAAUGUGCCUAGUGCAAGUCCAAUGCCGAGAGUAAUGGAGGAGAAUGAGGAUUGUGAUCAUCGCUUGAAUUUAGCUCUUGAAUUUGACACUUACUUGGAAGAGGAGUAUUCUAGUGUUUGUUCCUCGGAGGUAGACAAGUACUUGGGGGAUUUGUGUGAACGUAGGGACAAUCCGGAUUUUGAUAUCUUGGUAUGGUGGAAGAACAAUUCCAACAAGUAUCCAAUCUUGUCAAAAAUGGCGCGUGAUGUAUUAGCUAUGCCUGUGUCUACCGUUGCUUCCGAGUCGGCCUUUAGUACGGGUGGUCGUGUACUUGAUCCAUUUCGGAGUUCACUCUCACCGUCAAUGGUCGAGACUCUUGUAUGCACCCAAAAUUGGCUUCUAAGCACGGUUCCAAUCUCUCUUCGACAGGCUAUGGAUAAAGUUGAAGAUCUUGAACGAGAACUCUUACAAACUGAAACUGAUGAUGCAAGUUCCUAGGGAUUGAUGAGGCUUUGGACCUUGGU